UUAAGUCCGGAUCUCUUUCUCACUUUUUGCGAGUUCUUUCUAUCUCUCUCUACAUGUUUUUAUUCCGUCGAGCUGCUGUUGAAACUGAUCGAUGAGUGAAUCGUUCUUCCUUCACUUCACAAUCCGCACUGUUCGUCUUCUCGAAUUGAAACUGAUAGUUGGGUUUGAGUAGAGUCGCUUCUACACUUUAGGAUUUGCUGUGUUCUGUUCUUCCUGCUCUUCUCCGUCUUUUGCUAGUUUUGAAUUGCCUUGGUCAUGUAUUCUCUGAAACUCCAUGGAAAAAAGUUGGGCGAGUUGCAGAAAUGGCGUCAUAUGAGUUUUGCAGUGCAAAAUGAAUCUGCUUUUUCCAAUUCGUUCUCCUCUGUGUCCAGUGCUGCUAUAGAUGGUCGUAAAGGUAAGAACUUUACAGCCUCUUACCUCGUUGAGUCAUUGGGUUUAACUUCAAAAGUAGCUAAGUCGAUCUCCAUGAGAGUCAUUUUCGAGGACAAGGGCAACCCUGAUUCAGUUCUGAGUCUUUUUAGAAGUAAUGGGUUCACAAAAUCUCAGAUUUCAAGCAUUGUUAUGGAUUAUCCACAGUUGCUUGUAUUAGAUGCUGAGAAAUCACUUGCUCCCAAGCUUCAGUUUUUGCUGUCUAGAGGAGCUUCGAGGUCUGAUCUCACUGAGAUUGUUUCUACAGUUCCUGAAAUCUUGGGAAGGAAAGCAGGACAAACUAUUAGCAGAUACUAUGAUUUCAUCAAAGAGGUUAUAGAGGCAGAUAAGAGUUCCAAGUAUGAAACGUUAUGUCAAUCUUUGCCAGAGGGUAAUAGACAGGGGAAUAAAAUCAGAAAUGUUUUGGUUCUGAGAGAAUUGGGUGUGCCUCAGAAGUUGUUGUUCUCCUUGCUCAUCUCUGAUGCCCAACCUGUCUGUGGAAAAGAAAAUUUUGAAGAAUCACUCAAGAAAGUUGUUGAGAUGGGUUUUGAUCCAACAACAUCAAGGUUUGUCCAUGCUCUUAAGGUUAUUUACAAAUACAGCGAGAAAACGAUAGAAGAAAAAGUCAAUGUCUGUAAAGGGUUAGGCUUUGCUGUGGAAGAUGUUUGGAAAAUGUUCAAGAAGUCUCCUACCUUUAUGAAUAACUCGGAGAAGAAGAUAGUGCAGACUUUUGAAACCCUGAAGAAGUGUGGACUACUCGAAGACGAGGUCCUCUCUGUGAUGAAGAGGUUUCCACAAUGUAUUGGUGCUUCAGAGAAGAAGAUAUUGAACACCAUUGAAACAUUUCUCUGCCUCGGAUUCAGCAAAGAUGAGUUUGUAAUCCUAGCCAAGCGCUUUCCUCAAUGUCUUAUUUUAUCUGGGAAGACGGUGACGAAAAAAACUGAGUUUGUGGUGAAGAAGAUGAAUUGGCCUCUAAAGUCUGUGAUUUCAACCCCUUCGAUGCUUGGAUACAGCCUGGAGAAGAGGACUGUCCCAAGGUGUAAUGUAAUUAAAGCUCUCAUGGCAAAAGGAUUGCUCGGAAGUGAACUCCCUCUAAUGUCGUCUGUUUUGGUAUGUAGCAAUGAAGAGUUCUUAAACAGGUAUAGAUUGGAAUGAUGUAAUGCAGCUCCUGAAUUCUUGGAUUGGUCAUGUUCUUGAGGGUGAAUCUAGUGGCGUAUUACACAGUUUUCAAAGAACCAUUGUUUGGUCUGUGAUUCUCAUAGAAGCACUAGAGAGACUGAGAGAGAUACAGAGCAGUCACCAUUGUCGCAUAUGUACUCAAGUCAAUGUAGGUCGUUACUAGCCCUGUUUUCAGAAAUGUGAGAUUUUUUACUUAAAACAGACACAACUUUGAUCUUUAGAGGCUGACCCCAAACGGUGUCGUUUUAUGUACAGAGUCGAUUAGAUUAAGAAGACUCAGUUUUUAAGGUUUAAGACUUGAUUUAUUCGAUACUUUAAACGAUAAUGAUAUUAAUUAUAUAAUAAUAGAACCGGAUUGGUCGGUUA
Molecule: messenger RNA, 1953 nt
Organism: Capsella rubella
Lineage: Eukaryota; Viridiplantae; Streptophyta; Magnoliopsida; Brassicales; Brassicaceae
Product: transcription termination factor MTERF4, chloroplastic
Exons: 3
Coding region: 256-1563 (435 amino acids)
Biological process (GO): chloroplast organization; regulation of DNA-templated transcription
Cellular component (GO): chloroplast
Molecular function (GO): double-stranded DNA binding
Source: RefSeq, a predicted model, not a curated record